Rhipicephalus sanguineus (brown dog tick) is the source of this 2087-nucleotide messenger RNA. RefSeq names its product intraflagellar transport protein 74 homolog. Lineage: Eukaryota; Metazoa; Arthropoda; Arachnida; Ixodida; Ixodidae. Gene Ontology annotation, cellular component: intraciliary transport particle B; cilium; centrosome. The transcript is spliced from 9 exons. Gene Ontology annotation, molecular function: beta-tubulin binding. The record is from RefSeq and is a predicted model, not a curated record. Bases 299 to 2068 code for a protein of 589 amino acids. Gene Ontology annotation, biological process: cilium assembly; intraciliary transport involved in cilium assembly.
CUCCUUUUUCGCGACACAAAGCCUGUGUUCCGUUGUAAGAGAGUACGAUCGUGGUCACCAUUACAAUCGCAGAGGUGGUCAUACGUGACUUUUGCUGUCAUACGGCCCACACACGCACACAUUCACAAGCUCCAUAGUUACCAUGGCAACUGCUUGCAAACUCAAACUGCCAUGAGUGCGCGAACAUUGCUCGAAGCACCUCCAAAAGAGCGCCUUCUACGAUUCCUGCGACGUCAGUGAAAUACUCUACACAUCGUCAUCCAACCCAUAACUGCGCGAUCUCCGUCCGAAUUUCAGGAUGAUGGAUUCUCGACCAACAACUUCGUCAUCUAACAGACCUCAGUCUCCAAAUAUGCGGUCUUUCACAGCAGCCACACAGCGCAGUGGGCUUCUCGGCGCAGUUAGUCGCCUAAGCGGGCGACCGGGCACGCGCGCAGGCCCUCCUACGGCAAUGCUUUCGCAGAUGAACAUCCCGGAGCGGCCUAUGACCCAGCAUGGCCUUGUGGCGCCGAAGACGGCUUUAAAAUCGUCACAGCGACAGAUUCAAGACAAAACUUAUUUUAUCGGCUUGCUGAGAGCAAAAAUGACAGAAUUGAGUGCGGAGACUAAUCGUUUGCAACGAGAAAACGAAUUACUUGCUCAAGAGCAAGCUACUUACUCGUCAUAUGAAAAGAAAGCAGAAGCUUUAAGUGCUGAGCUAAAGGAGCUGCAAGGCGAAAUGGCUGACUACAACUUGCUAGUCGACAAGUUGAACACGGAUGCUGACAUGGAAGAUGUCAAGGAAGAGUACAGAGAACUUAAGAGCCAGAAUGACCAGGAAGUGAACAGCGUAGAACUUCUCUUUGAGCAGCGACAAGACCGCGAGCGCCAACUUCGGCAGCUUGAAGUGGAGAUCGAGCAGGAAAGGAACAUGGCUGAUAACAUAAUAGCAGCAAUGCAACCAGAGCUACGUCACAGAUAUACAGAGCAGAAAGACAUUAAUCAAUCACUUGUUGACCAACUGGACAAACUACAACAGCAGCUUCAAGGUCUUCAGUUGCAGAAGACUGCCUUAGAAGAUGAUAUUUCAUUGUCUCCGGUGAAACAAGAAGCAGUGAAGCUCUAUGAACGGUUGAGGGAACUAGGAGAAAAAAAGUCACUUUUGGAGGAAGAACAGAAGAAACGAGGGACUCCAGCCCAGGAACGGGAGCGACUGCUUGCUCAGGUCAAAGAAGACAACAGUGAACUGUCAAGCAUGGAGAGGCAGGCAUCUGAGGCACGUGAGCGCUUAGGAAAACUGCAGGAGGAACUGGCUCAGCUCGACCAGGAGUUAGAGGAGCACAAUGGAGAACGACAAGCUAAGUAUCAGGAACUCCGCAAGCGUGAGGAAACGAUGGAUGCUUUCCUUGAUAGCUUUGAAGAGGCCCGUCAAGAUGAACACAAGCGCCAGGAGAAGCUCCAGGGGGAAAUAGUGCAACUUCUUGAGAGCUGCUCACGCUCUUUACCCCACUUUUUGACUUUACCAAGCCAAGAAGAAAUGGCCGUACUCAAGGAUGACCUGAUAUUCAAGGAAACUGAAAUGGAGAAGUCAAAAACGACACUAUCUGCUCUAGGGCUGGAGCAGAAAAAGCUGGCAGUGGAUUUGCAGAAGGCAAAGCAGCUAGAAAGCAAAGUUCAGCAAGAGCUGGACAGCCUCAGAAACAAGACUAAACAGAUGGAGGAAGAGAUGAUUGUGUUUGGUGACCUGGACAAACUGAGAAAUUCCUCAGAGCUAAAGAAGCAGGAGCUGUUGGCAGAGAAGGAAGCUUUGCAGAUAAAAAAGGGGCCAACUCGAAAGGUGGUCGAAGAGCUGCAAGCCCAGUAUGACGAAGCAAGAGCUGCACUGAAUGAAGAAGAAGGCUACACACGCUUAGUCAACCUGGAACGCCGCUGGCAGCACCAUGAGCAGAAUAACUUUGCUGCACAAGAGUACAUAGAAGCUAAGCUGGCAGAGUACAACUAUCACCCCAUCAGGCAGGAUGUGCAGGCACUGCUGGAAACCUAUAAUGCUGCCUUGCAGGAAAGCCUUGCAAAGGCAUCUUAUGGCUGAACUGCCUAGCAUAUUAUUA